GUAUCCCUGCUGUCUGAACAUACUUCACCGUCGAGGCACCACUCGACCAGGAGGUCGUGUGCCCCGCCACUCGCGUCCGUCUGCGCAUGGUGCAGCCACGAAGAUGUCAAUGGUCAUGACAAAGGUGGAGAACGCCUGCGUUUCCUGGGGUUGCCGCAUUAACAGCUACGGCCUGGACAUACUGCAAGAGGGCCUGACGCGGCUGUGGCCCAGAGUGGACGAGGAGCGCGUCUUGGAGGAUGCCGAGGCUCGGCUGGCGCAGCUGCGCUACUUCCACCGCGAGGGGGCCAUGAGCUCCGUGAGCUUCACGGAGCUCUGCGCUCGCUUUCCGGAAGUCCUGCUGGACUACCGCGCGCAGGUCUUGUGGGAACAAGAUGACUUGCUGGCCAUCCACAAGCCGUGGGGCAUGCGCGCCUACCUCGCGCGGAAGAACGGCGCCAGGUACAGGGCCUGGCCUGAGGAGCUCACAGCCCACGACCGCCUGCAGCAGCUGUAUGUUGGGCAGCGUCCGCGGAUGUGCAACCGCCUCGACUUCGCCACCAGCGGCCUCAUGCUGGUGGCCAGAAGCCGCGAGGCAGCCGGAGAGGCCUGCCGACUCUUCCACCAGCGUUCUGUUGGCAAGACCUAUUUGGCUUUGGUCUUGGGCCAUCCCCCUGCUAGCUGGGACAGGGGUGCGGUGCUGGACUACCGCAUUGUGGACACAAAGGGCUUUGCGAGAAAGGCCGUGAGCCCGGCAUUAGAGGAGCUCAAUGGGCGGGUGACGGAGAAGGCCGAGACGUUCGUGCGCGUACUCCAGAGGGGCCUCUGGCCCCGGCAUCCCUGGGAGGCCGGCUAUGGAGGCUGCGGAGAGGGUGGCGGUGCGGAACUGCAGAGGGAGCGGUUGCCCGCUUCCCUGGUCGAGGUCCGGCCGAAGACGGGCCGCCGACACCAGAUUCGCGUUCACUUGGCAGCUGCUGGGCAUCCUGUGCUGGGCGAUGACUCCUACGGGGGCCAGCCGUGGGGCGUGCGAGGCGGCAGCUACCGCAUGUACCUGCACGCCUGGAAGCUAAAGCUGCCCUGGAGGGAGGAUGUCUGCUCCAUGGAAGAUCCGUGCAGUUGGCUCGAGGAUCAGCUCCUCUUGGAUGACGGCACGGUUUAG
Symbiodinium natans is the source of this 1138-nucleotide messenger RNA. NCBI's taxonomy places the organism in Eukaryota, Dinophyceae, Suessiales, Symbiodiniaceae. The record is from the annotation of a GenBank genome assembly.